AUGAACAACGAAGCAUUUGUCAAGUUACUUAAAUUGUUGAAAAAUGCAUUCCCCAUGUGUGAAAAACUACCGACAACACAGAACGGAGCAAAGAAUAUUGUAAAGGAUCUCGGUCUUCAUUAUGAGAAGAUUGAGGCGUGCAAAAAUGAUUGUGUAAUAUAUAACAAUAAGCUUGCAGAAGCAGAGACAUGUCCUAAAUGCAAGCUUUCAAGGUGGAAGCCACAACGCACCACAAUGAAAGAAAAUAGGAAGAAGAUUAAAAAGAUUCCGUGGAAAAUUUUGCGAUAUUUUCCCCUCACACCGAGACUUCAACGACUGUUUAUGUCAUCUAAGACAGCUCAAGCUAUGAUAUGGCACUUUGAAGACCGUGUGAAAGAUGGUGUUUUGAGGCAUCCAGCAGAUGCAGAGGCAUGGAAACAUUUUGAUCAAAUUCAUCCAUUAUUUGACGACGAGCACCGAAAUGUAAGACUUGGCUUGGCAACAGAUGGAUUUAACCCUUUUGGAAAUAUGAGUCCUAAUCGUAGUACUUGGCCUAUUCUGUUAUUCCCAUAUAACCUUCCUCCAUGGAUGUGCAUGAAAGAGCCUUACACCUUCUUAUCCUUACUCAUACCAGGACCAAGGGGUCCCGGCAAUAAUAUUGAUGUUUACCUCGAACCGUUGAUCGAUGAGUUGAACAUUUGGUGGGAACAUGGUGCAGAAACAUAUGACAUAUAUACAAAGCAAAAUUUUCAGAUGUGA
Fragaria vesca subsp. vesca is the source of this 738-nucleotide messenger RNA. RefSeq lists its product as uncharacterized. Bases 1 to 738 code for a protein of 245 amino acids. The transcript has a single exon. The record is from RefSeq and is a predicted model, not a curated record. Lineage: Eukaryota; Viridiplantae; Streptophyta; Magnoliopsida; Rosales; Rosaceae.